Molecule: messenger RNA, 1829 nt
Organism: Spodoptera littoralis (African cotton leafworm)
Lineage: Eukaryota; Metazoa; Arthropoda; Insecta; Lepidoptera; Noctuidae
Source: the annotation of a GenBank genome assembly
AUGUUCAAUUUGUUACGUAUUCAAGUCUGGUGUACAUUAGGCUUAAGUAUUGUUUUAACCCAAGAACCCGUGACUAAUCUCCCACAAGGACGUAUUGUUGGGAUAAAAGCUUACAUAGAAGGGUCCAACACGCCAAUAGAAAUAUACUAUGGUGUUCCGUAUGCAACGCCCCCGAAAGGAAGAUACAGAUUUUCGGCUCCAGAACGGCACACGGGUUGGAGACGAACAUUUUUUGCCCAUAGGAUACCUCCACAUUGCCCCCAUAUUGGAGACGACGACAAGGACAAUUACAGCGAAGAUUGUCUUUAUUUAAACAUAUGGACACCUCGGCGCUCAGAUGGUAAAACUUUACCAGUGGUUGUGAUAUUAUUCAGUGAAUCGUGGAUAAAAGGUGGCGUAUCUCUUCCUUGCCAAGAAUUAGCAGCCGAGGGGAUAGUGGUAGUCACAGUGAUGUAUCGAUUACACCUACUUGCAUUUUUUACUCUGCGCACUGUAGCUGCUAGGGGUAAUCUUGCAUUGUUGGAUCAAUACUUGGCAAUGCUCUGGAUUCGUGACAACAUUGCAGCAUUUGGUGGAGAUCCUACUGCAAUCACUUUACUUGGACACUCCGCCGGUGCUGAUAGUGUACUGCAUCAUAUUACUUCACCACGAUCUCUUGGUUUAUUUCGAAGAGCAAUCAUUAUGUCACCGUUUGAUAUUUGGAAAAUAAUUGGCGAAAAGGUUGUUGAAGUUACUCAGGUUGAACGAAUGUCUCGUGAAAUUGCAAAGGCACUCGGCUGUAACGGUGACACAGAUCACGAAAUUCUCCAUUGUAUGCGAGAGCGCCCUUUGUCGGAAUUAAUGUCAUUAUAUUCGAACGAUUCCUGGAAUAGAUUUAUGCAACCGAUUUCUGAUAAUUUUUUACCAGAAUCUGAACAAUUUUUGCCGAAUUCAAUAAUGUCUGGCUUGACAAAUCAAGCAACCAAAAUACAACUCGAUGUUCUUCUAGGCGCGAAUGAUCUCGAGGCUUUGAAUAAUAAUGUUAUGAAAUAUGAAGAAUUAAUGAAGCAAGGAAACCUUUACGCGAAAAACAAAGUAAUAGUCGAAAGUCUUCGUUUUUUCUCUUUGGAUCGAUCGGAAAUGUUACCCCUGUUAGUGGAAGCCGUACGUUGGGAAUAUUGGAACAAUAAAACAAGAAAUGUAAAAGAGGGACUUGGUAAUGUGGAGUUUCUGGGGCGAGUUGAAUCUGCAGCAAAAUGGAACUCGGGUAUCGUACUGAUUGCAGCUCGUUUGGCGAAGAGAGUUAGGCGCCUCUUUGUUUAUAGAUACUCACAACCAGCUGGAGUUGAUCUAAAAGGACAACAGUACAAUUUUACUGGAGCAGUCCACGGAUCCGAUUUAGUGUCUCUGUUAGGAGAUGCAUUAAUGCUCCAGGUAGCCCGACGACCCUCUACAAAAGAAGAAAAGAGAGUUUCGUUUCUCUUACGAAGACAUUUAAUUAACUUCAUUCAAUUUGGUUCACCUGGCGAAGAAUCAAUCUGGCAACCCUACAAAUCAUCGGACGCCAACGUAUAUGAUAUAAUACGAAAAAUUCCUAUCCUUACUACCAUAAUGCUGAAAGAGAUGCCAGAUUUUGGCUUCAGUAUUUGCCACAACUGAACAUUAUUUUGGAUACCGCAGAGAAAACAGGAAAACUGACAGACGAAAAAGAUGAAAAUCGACUCAGAGGCGGUGUUCUUGCAAUGUGUGGCGUCACAAUAGUACUUUUGCUACUUCUCGUUAUUUGUGGUAUAAUAUUACAUAUACAAAAGUCACGUAGAUUUACCGUUGUUGAUGAGAAUCAUCAUUAA